Messenger RNA from Haliotis rubra (blacklip abalone), 12954 nucleotides. RefSeq names its product cyclin-dependent kinase 14-like. Gene Ontology annotation, molecular function: cyclin binding; cyclin-dependent protein serine/threonine kinase activity; ATP binding. The transcript is spliced from 18 exons. NCBI's taxonomy places the organism in Eukaryota, Metazoa, Mollusca, Gastropoda, Lepetellida, Haliotidae. Bases 132 to 1694 code for a protein of 520 amino acids. Gene Ontology annotation, biological process: protein phosphorylation. Gene Ontology annotation, cellular component: cytoplasm; cytosol; nucleus. The record is from RefSeq and is a predicted model, not a curated record.
UGCUCUUUGAAGAAGAAUGUUGAUGACUCAAAUACAGAACCGAACGACAUGACCUAUUUCUGCGUUAUUGUUGCAAGUUAUGGGUUAAAAUCUCGACAGUUGGAUAACUACUAAAUUCGAGCAAAUUAGAAAUGGCUGCGGACAGUCGCAGUCCAUCCGCUAAAGUCCCCAUGCGAGAUGGUAAAGAAAAGGGACAAGUGAGCAGAAUCAAGAAACUUAAGAGAAGAAUAUCAGCAAGUUUUGGCAAGCUUUCUCUCACCAAAGAAGAUACGAUACAUGAAAGCGACCAAGAGUCAGACCCUGGGUCCCUGAGUAAUGGCUACUCGUCUCGUGAUGAAUCUCUCUCCCCUGCUGAUCUCCCCAUCCUGAACGGCAGCGGCCAUACAGCCACCAACGGCAGCGGCAACUGGCGAGACGUCAACCGCGGGCACUCAAAGUCAGCUGUGGUUCCCCGCAUGUCAACUUCAGUCUCAGGCAAACGUCACACCCCUGUUAAGCGGCACCACUCAGCAGGGGACAUGUUGGUGACCAAUUUCCCCACCACUGAAAGCGACCGACUGCAGAGGCCCAAGUCUGAAGGCCAUGCCUACUGUCGCCAGUUCCUCUCCAAGCGAACCUCUAGUUAUGGGGGUCAGUCUCCGUUUGGCCGAGCAGACUCCUACCAUAAACUGGAGCAGCUCGGCGAGGGCUCAUAUGCCACUGUCUACAAAGGUAUUAGCAGCCUGAACAAUCAGGUUGUGGCCCUGAAAGAGAUACGUCUUCAGGAAGAAGAGGGUGCACCUUUCACUGCAAUAAGAGAAGCGUCUUUGCUGAAAGGUUUGCGUCACACCAACAUCGUUACUCUCCAUGACAUCAUUCACACCAAGGAAACACUCACUUUUGUAUUUGAAUAUGUGCAUACAGAUCUAAGUCAAUAUUUAGAAAAGCACCAGGGUGGCUUAAACCCAUUCAAUGUGAAGCUGUUUUUGUUUCAACUGCUGCGGGGUUUGUCCUACUGCCAUGAAAGGAGGAUUCUACACAGGGACCUCAAACCCCAGAAUCUUCUCAUCAGUGAGAUGGGAGAUCUCAAACUAGCUGACUUUGGUUUAGCAAGAGCUAAGUCCAUUCCUAGUCGAACCUACUCCCAUGAAGUGGUCACCUUGUGGUACCGCCCUCCUGAUGUGCUGUUGGGCUCAACUGACUACUCCACAUCACUAGAUAUGUGGGGCGUUGGAUGCAUCUUUACAGAGAUGAUAUCCGGCCUUGCAACCUUUCCCGGUAUGAAGGAUGCCUUUGAUCAGCUGGAUAAAAUAUUCAGGGUGCUAGGUACACCAACUGAGUGUACAUGGGAGGGCGUGUCCAAGUAUCCCCAUUAUGAUACAAAAAAGUUUGGUGUGUUUGUGCGUCAGCCACUGUCAUGUUGUAUACCCAAGCUGUCCUUUGUACAACAUGCUGAAGAUUUAGCUGCUAAAUUAUUACAGAUGGAACCAUGUCGUCGUCUGUCUGCAAAGUUGGCGAUGAAACAUGACUACUUCCGGGACCUGCCUCCAAAGAUACAUGACCUCCCUGAUUCUGCCUCUGUGUUCAACAUUCCUGGGCUGAAGAUGCUACCGGAGAUGGAUGAAGUGGUCUCCAAGAAACCUACCGGACGCAGUGGGAUACGGACAACGCUCAAGGCAAAGCAAGUAGAUGUACACCCGAAGCAGUCAGCAUGAGACUAGAGAAGAUGAAGAGUAGCCUGUAUAACCCUAUGAGAGGACUUCCGAGUGUAAUAUAAACUGUGUGUUAACACGGUGUCAACACUGUGUUAACAGAGCGUGCUAAGCAGUGAGAGUGUGGAGAGCGAGAGAGAGAGAGUGUACAGAUUUCACUGUGUUCAUGUUGUCGCUGUUCGUAACAAGGCAGGAAACUCUUGUACAUAGAUUUUUUAGAACUCAGAGAACACAUCUGCUGAAAUCUCUCUUGUGAAAUGGAGAUGACUGGACCAGUAAGAAUUCCUUUCCUUGACAAUACAUGAAUUGAAUUUCCGUUUAAUACUGAAACAAUACUGUUUGAAGAACCUAGGUAUUGACUUUGACCUUCAGAUGUUUUGACCUUGAUCGUUAUGAUGUCAUUGUUGGGAAGAUUUAGACUCAUUAAACUAAAUGACAUUAUUGUGAACCAUAAAUACAUCAUAUAGCACUAUAUCAAAUUAAUAUCUGUUUGAAGUUCACGGUAAUUAGUCAAGAGGUUUGAGGAUUUGUCUUCUCCUUAUGUAAAUACAAGACUGCAGAACAAUCCAGCCAAAAAACUGUUGUUGCUACAUUCCCACCCUCGUCAGUGUCUAGGUGGUAGACAGUGUCUGUCUGUACGUACAUGCAUCUGUUUGUCUGGCCAUCAGUAGUAGCUGCAAAAAAUGGGAGGGGCGUUCUCUGUUGUAAGCAAUUUGUGUUGAGACACUGACAUACUGUGGGAAGACCCAUCCGUCAUGUUACCAUGGAUACAGACACAUCUGAUGACCAAGCAGAUAAAACUAUUCUGAUACAAAGUGAAGGCUCAAGCGGAUGUCAUCAGUGAAUUUUCAUUUGUAUUCUUUCCUGCUAAGGGACUCCUGAGGAAAUCAGAUAUGUACUGAAUAGUUUCUUUAAGAAAGUAUCAAUGUGUCAAAAUGUCAAGAUAAUGCUUUUAUGUGACUUUUUAGUUUGUUUUCACAUUUGUCAUGAAGUCUGACUCUGUUCUGCUACAUUUUGUGUAGGUAUUUAUCAGAACCAACAACCCACCUUCCUUCACCGAAAGAUUCCCACUUGCUGACUGGUCACAACUUUUAUCAAGCAGUUCUGUUGGCUUAAAUUGUUAUUAUGUGUACAUAACCACUUGUAUCAGUUCCUUUCAUUGUCAGACUUCACAAGGAUCAACCAAACCAAGUUCAUGUCUCAGUAGGAAGUAACAGGGUGUCUCAAUAAUUGAAAAAUCCUCAUUCAGAACCAAAAUAGUUCAAUGUGUUGAAAUGACCACUGAGAAUAUACAAAGGUGAGGCUCUACAAUUAGUUGUGAGGAUAACAUCAUCACAAUACAUCUUAGCUUUGUGUAUGGAUUGGGUCAGUGCAGCAGUUUGUCUUAGAAUCUUAGCAUUCCUGUAAAUCUGGCAUGUCAGAUCUAGUGUCAUUUUCACAAGGGAGUAAAUAUCUUGUUCAGGUUUUACAAAUAUUAUUUUCACACAAGGAACCACGAAAUGGAUGAGAUAUGAAUGAACCUCAAAUCUUGAAAGAACAGGGAACAGUUUACAGAUACCAUAUGUCAAACUGAUUUUUAUCAUGACUAAAUCACCUUUAUGUAAUUCAAAAAUGUGUAUGUUGGUAUAUGUGAAAAGACAGAAGUUCAGAUUGAUGUGAAUGUUUAUGAGUCAAAAGACCCUGUGAAACUGGUAGGCCAGGUCUCAGAACAAUUGAACCAGGGGUCCAAUACUGCUACAGAAAUGUGGGGUCAUUUGUUUUAUCAGGUGCCAAUACCCUGGUGACCCCGGCUAUCUGAAGCACUGAAUGAUAUUUCUAGUUUUUACGUGUUUCUCAUCUCCACCCCUUCCUGUAAGUCCUUUAUGUCUACACACUUUAACAAAUAUUCUCCAUUCUGAAAAAAGGCAAUUUAUUUCUCGUUUUAAAAAACAAACAAAUCAUUGUUUUAUGUUUCUGGAUGAAAAGUUGUUCUGCCUUGCAACUUCGUGUUUUGAACUCUCAGUGCCAACAUUCCCCAGGAUAAACUCUGAUAACAAAAGCGGGAUAUUGCUAAAAGCGGCAUAAAACUAAACUCACUCACUCACUGAAGCUGUGUGUGGAGAUGAGAAACACAAGAUUAUCGAUGGGCCAAUUUGUGGACAAAUACUACAAUGUGUAGGCGAGACAGUGUGGUAUAGCAGUUCAACGAUUCCUCAUUAGUGAUAGAUUUGACCAACAGAACUUAGAAAGGUUGUCUAAGUUUUUUACAACACAAAGUGAAUGCCUUUUACAAUAUGAAGUGCAUUUUGUAUUAUUGCCCCUCGACUACACAUGGAGAAUGUUUUAAAGAUUGUGCUAUUUUGUAUAAAUGUUGAUGAGUCUUAUGACGAGGCUAAUUUUUUAUAACCCUUUUACAGCAUAGUGAUACAAUCCUUUUAGAUAGGCUAUUUAUAUGUCCCGUGUAUAGAACCCGUGUCUGUUGUGUAGACGCCACAAGUCUGAGGUAGAAAGUAUAUUAUGGGCAUACUACCAGCAAAUGGAUGGAAUAUAAGUGAAAAUAACCAAAAACUUGUUUAUGCAGUGUUAAGCAAUACUCACUCACUGGCUUCAUGAUAUUAGAAUGAAACCUUAGUGAGUGUGUUAUUAUACAAGACUGACAUUGUUUGUAGCAUGGAGAUUGUAUUUUAGAGGGCCAUCAGUUGUGUAUCUAUAUGUGGAAGCUGUGUUUCAUUUGAUUGGAAAUUAAUCUUGUGUAAACUGUCUGAAUUUGAAGUUGUCCUUAGGCCUAUAAUGUAUUUUGUAUUUCAGCCUAAAUACUAUUUUUUCUCCUACUUUGUAUACAGUUGCAGCUCACGGUUUGUUUCCUGAAUUAUUGUUUGUUUGUGUAUGAAAGGAACAAGCAUUCUAUUGUCGUUUCAUGACCGAGUGAAUCUUAUUCAUAAUUAAAUGUUCAUGAUGAAACAGUCUCAUAACAGAAAAACACCAGAAGUAAAACCAGAAUAAAAUAUGUUGAAAGUGAAACCUGAAUUAAAUGUCAGUAUGUAUGGUGAGAUGGUGAUUCUCCUAUAUUGUAAUGAUAUUACUGAAUCAAAAAUGUGUGGAUAUGAUUUUUAUGAUAUAGAAUUGUAAGCUAUAUACUUGCAUUUUGGUAGAGACGAGAGGACCAGGAUGUAGUGAGUGCAAUUGAAUGUCUUGACCCUGUCAUCACCAGUGUAGCUGAAGUGAUGCUUGUGUCAGAAUCGGCUACAUUGUUGUCGGAAUCUCAUCGUGUACAUAACCAUGCUCUGAUUGUGUCUCAGUCCUAAGUCUUAACAAGCUAAAAUCCUUUGGAGGAUUUACACUGUGUCAUCCUUAGUGAUCCAGUGUAUCAUAUCUUCAUUCUGUUUUGAUACAUAUUUGCUUCCAUGGUUUUAGUUUUGAAAUUACAUCACAGAUGGUAGGAGGCGAUCGGGUGGUCAGACUCGCUGACUUGGUUGACUUAUGUCAUCGUGUUCCAAUUGCAUAGAACAAUGCUAAUGAUGUUGAUCACUGGAUUGCCUGGUCCAAACUCGAUUAUUUACAGACCGCUGCCAUAUACCUGCAAUAUUGCUGCAUGUUGCAUUACACAAUAAAACCAACCAACCAACAUCACCAAUGCCUCUCCUGAAAUGUUGUUCAUAGAUCUACAUUCAGAACUGCAGGCACAAGCAAAACCUUUUUUCAAAACAAGAAUACUGUUAUAAACAUUUUUUUUUUAAUUGCAACAGUUUAAGUAUUUAUAGUAGGGAGCAAGAUCCUGUUGGCAUGAGGCAUGCCCAGUUGUAUUGGUGACAUCAGCCAACGGUGAUGCUGAUGGUACGUCCCCACUUGUUUUAGGUGGGAUAGCCUUGGUUAAAGCAUUAACUCGUCACUCUGAAGACCCGGGUUGGAUUCCCCACAUGGGUACAAUGUGUGAAGCCCAUUUCUGGUGUCCCCUGGUAUGAUAUUGCUAAAAGUGGCAUAAAACCGUACUCACUCACCAGAGUCUGUCAUAUUUUCUGCUGACCCUCCCCAGAUGUCCUCAGCCUCCUCUCCCAACCCCCUCCCCCACCUCCACCCUCCUCCACCAGAAUGUCACUGUGUCCAGGUCCAGGGUAUUCAUCUUAAUGGAAUGGAGAGAAGAUUUCUUAGAUUUAAAUUGUUCAGCUGUUACUCUUUUCUCAUUCAAGUUUUCAUUAAGUGAAAAAUACUUUUGGGAUUCUUUAUUCCUUUCAGUUUGUUUUUUAAAUUGUUAAUUGUUGGAUUCAAACCUUAUUUUAAGUUAAAAAGUUACAAAUAUAUUUGACAUGCAACCCAAUACCUGUAAAUGUGGUUUAUGAAUUUGCUAUGUUCACUUACACCAGGUUUUUACUUUGACCAGGGUUUACAUAACAAACUAAACUCCAUAAGAUAUGGACACAAUGUACUUCUCACUCCAAGGCUAGUUAGGAAUAGUCUCACCCUUGUCCAGUUUAUUACAUCUGUUAUGACACAUACCCAGGAUAAUUUGCACCAUACUUUCAUUUGGAGCGUAACGUGAUCGGGUGGUCAGGCUCGCUGACUUGGUUGACACGUCAUCGGUUCACAAUUGCGUAGAUCGAUGCUCAUGCUGUUGAUCACUGGAUUGUCUGGUCCAGACUCGAUUAUUUACAGACCGCCGCCAUAUAGCUGGAAUAUUGCUGAGUCCGGCGUAAAACCCAAUUCACUCACUCACUCAUUUGGAGCGAGAUUUGAAAGGCACAAUAGGCCUGGGGUAUUUACUGUAGUCAAAUGUUGAUAUGAUACCUUGAUAACGGAGGAUGUGUCUCACUGACUGUUCAUGUUAAAUGUUAUAGUGUUUGUUUGCAAGAGUGCCUAUUUCUUUGAAAGGUCAUACCACCGUUAAACCUUUUGUUGCAUAUUGUUCAGUGUUCUAACUAACCAUUUUGUACACAUUUUCUGUCUUUUUGCUUCUAAGUGGAUAUUAAAGUAGAAUUUUGUCUUGCUCUGUUAUGAUUUUAAGAGAAAGGUUAUGAAGGAACUAAAUGUUCCUCAGUGAUAGUUGACUAUUUCAGCUAUGCUCAUCACAGAAAUGUGUGUUGAAUGUUCUAGAAAUACAGCACAUUUCAUGUAUUUUUAAAUAUUUAAGGGGUGCAAAAACCAAAACCAGAGCCAUUCAUGUGAUUCCAUCAAAGGCAGGUUAAAUUGCUGGUUUUUGUUGAUGUGUUAUUCUGGUAAUCAGGUUCCUGAUAAUCAGACUCUUAUUCAGUAUCCAAAUGGUAUUUUCCCUCUGGGAGAAAUAUUAUUUUGUCACUUUGGUGACAGUGUUAGUUUUUUAGUCAACUUGCCUUGAAUAUGGUCUCAUAUCCUGCAUAUGUUCACAUACCAAAGUUUUAUUUUCUGCAAUGAAAUUUUAAUAUUUAUUUUUAUUUUGUCCGAACUGCAUGUUUGUUUUGUGUAGCAUCAGAUUUGUGCAGCUUUUUUUUGUGAAAGAAUAUACUUGUUACUGUAUUAGUGAUAAGUCUUUCUGUAUCUUGCUGCUUCCCAUCUCUUGCCUGCCCUACAUUUUUAUUGAGAAAUGGAAAAAAUAACAAAACUUGUUAUCUCAGUUUUGCCCUGAUAUUACACAGACAAUUACUCUGACCAUUACAUAUUUAUUAAUAAACAGGUCAGCUUUAUCUUUCUUCAGCAAUAUUUUAAAAAAUAAAUAGAUUAAUUUGUUUUCAAAGCAAUGCAGCUGCAAUUACAUCAUAAAUGAUAAAACCUUUCAUAAAAAAGUUACGCAUUAUGUGUAAAACAAUUUUUCAAUGUUCUUUUUUUGUUUUUGUUCUGAUGUUCUGCUUGUUGAGGCUGAAUCUACAUCUUAAGUCAAAUUUAGGAUUAUCAGCAAUGCUGAAAUGUUUCAUAAAAUAAGUUACAUGCUGAGUGUAAAACUAUUUUUGAAGGUGUUUCUUUUUGUUGUUGCCAGUUUCCUGCUGGUUGAGUCUGAAGAUGAGAAACACAUUUAACUAUAUGGAUGGCCCAACGCUUUUAAUACUGUGAAAUAUGAAACUACAGAACACAUCUUGAAGAUUUAAUGAACAUUCCUAAUUGGCAGUUGGUAACACAUAGUCAUGACAAUGUUGAUGCAUUGGAUUAUUUUUGCAAUAAUGUGUAUAUCGGAAUAGUGACGCGUGCCACUUGCAUUAUGCUAAUUUCUUUGUAUAUUGAGCAUGUUUACAACAGGGCACUCUAAUUGUCGAUAUGUGCAUGUACUCGGUUUGAGACUGACAUAGCUUGUCUUUUUCUUUGGGAUUUGGAUAAAAGUGCUUUGAUGUCAUACUUAUACCCUGAAAUCAGUCACAUAAUUGGUUGAAACCAAAACAGACAAUCAUGUCUAUUAGCUCAACAUUCUGUAUGUCUUAAGUGAUACUGAACAUUUGUGUGUGGAUGUAGUUUUACUGAUCUUCCUUGGGUGUGAAACUUCAAUGUGUCAUGUUGUAACUGACUUUAUUAACAGCCUGAAGUCUUGGCAUCAAGUUCCACCUGGCCAUCACAACGACCUUGUUUCCUCUCCACUUCUAGUCUAGUUCCAGACCCUAGAGAAUAUAUUACAAGGGAGUCCAGCUCAUGUCUAGAUUGCAACAACCCUCAAAUUAAGAACUGUUCUGGGGUUCUUUAUGUAUUUAUUUAUAUAUUUUUGUAGAUAUAUAUUUUCGAAUAGGAGAACUAUUUCUGGGACUAAAUGUGAGUCUACUCCACAUCCAACUACAGUUUCUAUUGCUCCUCUUCUACCCAGCCCUUCUUUGCUACACCCAGCCCUUCACCCAGUUAGGCACCAAGCUCUUCUUAUUCAUUUCCUGGUCAAGAAAUGCCUGAUGAAUACGACCAGCAAAGAUAUUCGAUACCUUCUUUGAGUGGCAUUUCUAGAAGUUGGAGAGUCAGAUCAGGACAAACUUUAAGGAUGAACAACUGCUUCAUUCAGGUGAUGCGAUGUUUCGAUCCAGAUGUUUCGAUACAGGCACCUGCUUGCCAACGAUACAAGGUUGUGUAUCGAUACGUCACAUCACCUGAAUAUAGAAGUUGUUCAUCCAAAAUGUUUGGCCAUAUCUAUUCCAUACCUCUUGGAUCCAUGUUCUUACACCUUCUCAUAAUAUUGUCUGUGGAGAAGUAGCCACAUGGUCAAGCCAAUAACAUAGAUUCGGGUAUCAUCUGUGACAGCCACCAUCUGUGGCCCUAGCUGUGACAACAUACACAUUACUCCUUGACUAACCUAGUAGAUGUAUGUACAGCGUGCCCAUGACUUAGCUGCCCUUGGUGAACAUGUCCUGCUAUCUGUACUCUAUAACCUGUAGCUCAUGAUCUCCUGCAGUGCCCAGCCUGCAACCUCCUUGUCUCACAUUUCCAUGGAAACCUGCACCAUUCCCUAGCCACCAGAUAUACGAAUUUCCAUGAUGUCUGUUCCAUGUCUAUUUGUCCUUAAUCCGGUGGUGCUACUAGUCCCAUUCAUCAGUAUGAAAGUUUUGGAAUUCAAGACAAACUUAAACAUUGAAAUGUAGUUAAUAUUCCUGUCAAAUACUUCUAGCAGUAUCGCCAUUGUGCAAAAUUCUUCUGCAAUAUCAUGUUUCUCACACAGUUAGAGACAUGUGACUCAGAAGUGUUUCCAAAUAUGCACUGAGUUACCUUUGUUUCUGAAGAAAACCAAAUUUAUCAGUAUAUUGCAACCAAAUCUUUAACCAUCUCUACAACUUUACAUGAUGUGAUUGUCAGUGGCAACUGUAGAAUAGGUUGACGAAUUUGUCCAAAUGUUUGGGGAGUGAUGGUUAGCGGUAUCAGUUAAGCCGAGUUGAUGUAGUAUAUGGACUGAAAUCUGUGGAGUAUGCCAAGUGUUGUUUUGCCAUGUGUGUUUGCUGCUGUGAGAGUCCUCUGUAUAGUGUGCUUGUGUAGUAACUUAUAGAUGCAUUCCAGUGCCAAUCCUCUGCAUCAGCAUCCUACUGAAGCUUGUCUUGUCUUGCUCAAACUGGUUUGUGCCACAGCAUCAGUAAUGGUUUAAAAAAGUUUACAUGUUCCUUAGUGUCAAGUUAAACUUGACUUUCUACAUCCAAGGAAUAAGGAACAUAAAAAAUAAUAUUUUAUGGACAGUUAUUAAGAAUGAAAUGAAACAGAUUUAGUUGACACUUUUGGAAAGUUACAUUACAUGCAUUUAGUAUAUAUUGUCAUGAAAAUAUCUGGGGUUGCAGUGUUAAACAAUAUUAACUGAAAUAGCUCAAAUUAUGAGCAAAUAAGGUAUAUUUGUUAAGUUUUACUUUUCUAUUUGGGGCGGUGGGGAAGCCUAGUGGUUAAAGCGUUUGCUUGUCGUGCCGAAGACCUGGGUUCAAUUCCCUAUAUGGGUACAAUGUGUGAAGCCCAUUUCUGGUGUCUCCCCUGUCAUGAUAUUGCUGGAAUAUUGCUAAAAGCGGCUUAAACCAAACUCACUCACUGACUACUUUCUAUUGACUUUGAGAAGCAAGAUAAGCUUGUUAAUGCUGAUGGUGUUAUAGGGAAACAAAGGAUGCACAUACAUAUAUAUCUGUGCUUGGCAUUUAUGUUCAUUUGAAUGUGAUUCUGUUUGUUCUCUAGUCUUAAAGAUAUACACUUCUUGCAAGCUGCUAAAAUCACUCUGCGCUGAUCAAUAAUUAAUCACUAAUAAAUAGAGUGAAACAAUUAUAUCCAGAUCAAGUGUUUCCAGUGUCUGCCUUGUAGGCAUCGUGGGACCAAUGUCAUGGUGAUCUUGUCAAGGCAGAUCAAAUCUACAGUUUAAAACAUACAUUUAAAUUGUUUUGUUCCUGCAGUGCCCAUGUAUUGCUUUAAGUGUAUAUUUUUGCUGUAUUUUAUUUGAAAUCUUUUGUUGUUGUAUUAUGUGUAUUUAACCAUGCACGCAAACUGGUUUUGCUGCUAGCUUCUCUAGCUGUGAUGAUCUUGCUCACAUUGUUGACGAUGUUUUAUUGGUAGUGACUUAGAACUAUGCAUAGCUCCAGUCUGGGACUGGGAGAUAGCUGAUACAUCCCUCAAACUAAGUCAGCCAACGGUCUUGUGCUCCCUUAUAGGGUUUGAGAACUUAUGUUAUUUUCUACAUUAGUGGUGCACAAUUUAAUGGCAAUUCAUUGAACUCCACGUAAAGAGUAUUCCCGGUAGGCUAUAUACACAUUUAAACAAAACAAAUUUUUAGGUUGAAUGAGAGGCUAACCAGGAAUCAAUGUUUCCGUUGACAGUUAUAUUUCUUGUUUUAUUGAAGACAUCACUGCACCAUAUAACAGGAUCAUUUCACUGUGUUCACCUGUACCAGUUUCUUUAUAAGUGUUUUCAAAUUUAUUUAAGGUACUUCUUUAGAACACAACUGGUAUGUUUUCAACAUACCCGAGGUAGAUGACAUAGUGAACUCAACGGGUGGUAGUGAAAGACUGUCACAGAAUCAAACUAUUGAUGUUCCAUGUGUUAUUUCCUAAAUCAAACUAUGUCUCAAGUUGUCUUUAAUAUUUGACUUAUUUUAGGGGAUGGUUUUCUAUUCACAAUGCUUUUGUUGUUUUGAAAAAAUGUAUGCUGUAGAGCAAAUAGAAGUGGCCACAAAUGUUUUCAUUUGUCGUAUGUUUGUAUGUUCAUAUUUCUUCCACAAUGAAGUAUUUUUAUGAUACUUGCCAGCUGUUGUACUUACAAUACAAAUGUAUAAAUAAACCAAACUUGAACAUGUUGACUGUGGUGGGACUAAUGCUGUAAUGUUUUAGUUUGUAAAUGUUCACUCUUGUGUCAAAUCAUUUUGAUGAGGUGAUUUUGUUUCAUUUAAAAUGCUGCUGUCACCUUUCUCCCCAGUCACGAACAUUUACAUCAUUCAUCACAGAAAAUAGUUUUGUUGAAAUAUUUCUUUCUUUGUGAACAUAAAACUUGCUUUAAUGAUUUUAGUUUUAUCUUUUUAUCAGUUGUAGGAGUUUUGGGCUUGUUUUUCUAUGAUUACAAUGUAAUACUAUAUCAGAAUAUUUUCUAUUAUUUUAACUUCUUAAAUCUUCAGUCUGGGGGUUCUGCCUCUCAUUAUCAAACAACCAGAGUUGUCACCCCUAUAUUAUUAACAUUUCCUCAGCCAAAGGAUUAUUUUCUGUGAUGUUUGCUGGUCACACGUUAGUUUGGGUUCUGUUUCUCAGUAUCUCAUUUUGUCACAAUACAGAUCUUGAUGGUCUUGACUAGCAUUAUUACCAGAUCUCGGGCAAUCUUGUAAAAACAAACAUGCGUAAAGCAUCUUCAAUUUGAUGUCUGUUUGGUACAUUAAAAUUUGAAUGAAACAGCACUCUGGUGUGUUUAUUUUCUUGAAGUGACUUUGUUGAAUUAGCAUGCAUGUAUUCACUUUUUGUUCAGUGUACGCAAAUGGAUACUUGUUGAGUCUUGUGGGGAAUAGCAUAUUUAUGUGAGACUGUAAUAUAGAUUUUCCAUCAGUAUCAGCCAUUGUAAGUGGAUCAAUUUCAUGAAGAAAACCAGCAAUAGGUUACUUGUGCGUGUGGCAGUGAUCUUGUUUACUCUCGUUGGGUUCCGUUGUUUUGGAUGCUCAGCUGGAUGAACUGUUUCCAAAACAUUUACAACUUUCAUAGAAAGAUCCAAUUUGGUCAUAUGCAUAAAUUUUAACAGCAACACAAAAUAUUUUUGAAAUGGUGCUGUUUUGAUACAUUGUGUGAGAAAUAUAUGAAACAGAUUUUCUUUUGAUUCCAGUUACCCAUCAUCUGCAUAUCAAGCAUAGGGCAUUUGUUUGUGAUUUGUCUUGCAGUACCUCUGUAAAUAAACCCUGCUAUCACAAUAGCUCCAUAUUCAUUCAGUUAUAUCAGACUGAUGUUAUUUCAUCAUGGCAUUAGGCUGAUGUAAGUUGAGGUAAGAUUUACCUGCUCUCACUAGAGUUUAAUGUAUAUCCAGUUAUUUGUGCAAUCUUAAAGCUACAAGCAUAGAGUACUUGCUGACGUAGACAUAAGGCAGUCAUAAUGUGAAGAUAUACUUGUGACAUGAGGCUUAGGUGUUUAUAAAUCUUACCUGGUGACUAAAGAUGCACAUUACAGAAUAUAACCUGGAUGGUGAGCCAUAUGUUGAGGAUUACAUUGUCUUUGUACACACAAGAAUCUCUCUGAAACAAGAUAGAAUGGGUAAUAUUGUGGCCUGAAACUAACAUUCCUUGGGAAAGGAGAGUAUAUUUGCAGAAUCCCUAAUUCAUAGUCAUGAAGAGAUGGAGUUGACUUGCAGUCUGGAGUAGGAUCUUGUGUCAGAUUCAUGUCUGUUCGUUGUAUACAACAGACAGAAUAAAAUGCUUGUGGCAAAGUGU